CUGUUUCCUAGCAACUCAGGAUAGGGUGCUUUCUCCUUUGAGUGAAAUAAUUCAGAGGCAAAUACUGGGAUCAUUUGCAGGCCCUAAGGCAAUAUCUUGCAUACACUUGAGAAGAAGCACAGUAGCAUAGCAUGAUGCCUCACUGUUUAUAAGAAGAGGGUUGUGCCUUUUAAAUCAGAUGGGAGCAACAUUACUUCAGAAUUCUUUCAUGUGAACUCGUAAACACCAGCAUUUUGCUUUUAUUACUACUUAACUGUUUGGGAUGGUGAGAGGUAUCUCUUGAAAGACUUGUAGUCCUUCAUAUUUUUCCUGGAUCAGCCAAAACAAAAAUGAACAGAGUGAUUGUUCUAUGACUUCUUCAAGGACAAUGGAUGCUAAAUUACAGGAAACAGAAGGGUUUGGGGAGGAAAGUUCAGGAAAGAAGAAGUCUAAAUUUAAAUCUAUCAAAAAGUUUUUUGGGAAAAGAAAAAGAAAAGAGACAUUAUCGUCUUCAGGAAGUGGGAGUCUGAAACCAAGCCAGUCCACAAGCGAUGUCACAGUCUCACAGUCCGUGCAUGUAGAUUAUGAUUCUGAAGAUGAACUUGAGAUACACAGAAGUGUUAUGGGAAGCAGGGCCUUGUCGCAUGACAGCAUUUUUAUUCCAGAGGCUGCACCAGAACCUGCUAGGCCAGUCCGCGUUUUUUCUCAAGAAAACAUUUCUGAUCGGAUUAGGGCUUUACAGUUGAAGCUCCAGCAGAAUUGGAAAUCAGGCUUCCCAUAUGCCUUUGGAACUCCUGCAAAGAGGGAUGAUCCUGGGAUGAAUUCAGAAGAUGAUGGAUUGCCCAGAAGUCCACCAGAAGCAUCUUUGCUACAGGAAAUUCUAAAUUCUAGUACAGCAAAGUUCUCUGACUCUCACAAGCAUCUUAGCUCUUUGAGUUUAGCUGGAACAGGCAGUGAAGAAGAAGAACAGGUCACAUCAAGUCCUUUGAGAUCCUGUUCUACAGACAGUCAACUAUUCCCCAGACAGUCAAGUGCUAAAAUUAUAACCUUAGGAACAUCUGACCACAGUCUGUCACCUCCUGCUGAUUUUGAUAUUCCACCUGAGUUAUCUUCUUGCUUGGAUAAUUCCGCUGCUAAGCACAAGCUUUUAGUGAAACCACGGAACCAGAGAUGUAGUAGAACAAGAAAGUCACCUUCGAAGAACUUGCCAGAAUCUCAGAAUGACUUGAGCUGCACUCUUGAAGAAGAUAGACGUGACAGGAAAGGGAUGCUGGCUGAACAGACUUAUGCAGUCAGUCCUGGCCAUCAGGAACUGACAAGCAGUGCUGCUUCAUUAGAUGCAGCAUCCUCUGAGCAAGCUGAAAUGUCAAAAGGUCUUGAACAGCAGACCUUAAGUCACCAAAACAAAGAAGGCUUUAUGCCACACUCUGCGCCUUCUGAGAUUGACUCACUUCCCUAUGGCAAUAACCAAGAAGGGUGCAGAAUUAUGCAGGAAUUAGCACAGACAGUAUCACCGUCACCAUCUGCUGACCACAAGGAAGACGUAGCCGCCCUGUAUCGUAUUCCAAAGCAAGAGAAAGAGCACCUGGAAAUCCUGGAAAUCCCCACUGGUAAUUUAAGUGGCGUGUCACUUGGUAUUAUAAGUCAAGAAAAAAACAUUUCUGAUGUUUCAUCAAAAAGUCACACGCUGUCCCAUAAGAAUGUCUUAGCCAAAAAUGAUGUGAUCCCUACAUCAGAUGGAACGGAAAAAGAUAUGCGGAUGGAUGGAAAGGCACUUCCAGAAAAGAACUGUAAUAAGAGAACUAUAAAGGGAUCUCCUUCCAUGUCUAAUCCCACCAAUCCUUCACCAAAUAGUUUUAAGUCCACUGAUUUAGCCUACUGUGAGGAUAGCAGUAUUUCUCAAACAUUCUGCACUGAUCCCUCAUCACAAAUGGACAAACCUUUGUUGACUUUAGACAAGGUGAAGCCAAAUCAGGAGAAAAGUAAAUCUGAUAAAGAAAACCACCCAGCAAUGCCUAGUGUGUCGAUUUUAGGAGAAAAAGCAGAGACAGAAACCGGUGACCUCUUCGCUUUGAGAAAAUUUUCAGUGUCAGCAGCUUGUGGGAGAUCAAGGACUGGCAGCUUGAACGUAAAGGAAACUUUAGAGUAUGAGAAUCUGGUUACCACACAAGUCUUGCAAGCUAAAACAAAAAAAACCUCCUCCAAAACCACCAAGAUGGACAUGGACCUGAUCUCUUUCCCAGACAACAAAGACAACACUCAGAAACAGCCAUCCCUGCUUGAGCCAGAAUUGGAAGGACCUGCUAGAGCAUUGGAUAGAAGGGUGGUUGUGUCACAGGCCCAGACUGUCGGGUCUAAGCCAGUCCUAAGUAAGUCUUCUGGGGGUGGUCCACAGCAGUCAAGUGGUGGCCAGCCAAAUGGGGAAGAUAAAAAUCCAUUUCAUGUCAAACUCAGAUCUACCUCUUUAUCUCUGAAGAACAAGGACAGCAUUUCAGAGGAAUUGAAGGAGACUAAAAGACACAGUGCAGAGUUUAAUUCAGGAAACGAGGGAGUGCCUGCGUCUUCUUCACUGCAAGGCGAAAUGUCAGAGGUCAGAAAAACAGUGGAUGUAAAUAUCAAUAGCUUUUUAAGCCAGAGCCUCAAAAUCAAGUCAAAAUCUUCUGAACAGGGCAGCACAAAACCUCCCUUACCAAGGAAGCCUAUUGUACAACACUUCGUUAUUAGUGGCACUAAUACAAACACAGACAAGCAGGAAAAAACUAGGUGUCCUGAACUUAAAUAUGAAGACAAAGAUUCGAAGAAGAAAAUAGGUCCCCUUGAAGUGGCUGAAAAAAGUGUGCCUUCUCUCGGGAUUGUGGUAGACACUGCAAAAACAACUGAAAGCUCAAGGAUUCCAGCCUGGAUUACCACAGCAAAACAAAAGCAAAAGGUCAUGGAACAGGAGCUUAGCAAAGAAGAGAAGUCAGUGGCUCAGGAUAAGACAGAAAUUACAGAAAAACAAAUUACAAAGAAGUUACAAAUUGAGGAAGCAGUGAAACAACAGACAGAUUUCACCCGGAGCACAUUCUCCUCUUUCCCACCAAAAGUUUCUUUUGAAGAACAGAAGAAAGAGACAAAGUUGGAUACGCAAGAAUCUUUGCCCAGAGCCAGCUUGCUGUCACAUCAUAAUCUCGUUCAGUCUUCAGUAACAUCAGUUGAAAAAGAAGACGCAAAGCCCAUUAAGAAGAUCAGUGGUUCUUCUCCAGGUCAGCCCUUGUGGAUGGAACUUGCCAAAAAGAAAGCUCAAGCUUGGAGUGACAUGCCCCAGAGGAUAAAAUAGAACAGGCAAUUUGUGCUCAUUGUUGUUACUUGGUAAGAAAGUUUAUCAGGCUAUAUUAACUCAAUUGAUAAAGAUGAGUUAAUGCUAACAAAACUGACAUUAUAUCAAAGAGGCCAUGAUACAAGAAAAGUACAACAUUAUGGCAAUGAGGACGGUGCUGGAAAGCUGAUGAGAGGGUUUGCUUAUUUCUUGCAGGGAAAAAUUCAAGAAAUUGCUUAUGUGACUUUUUCUUCAUUUCUUUCCUUCUCUAAUAUGGUUUGCUAUAAACAAACAAACAAGAUAAGAAUAUUCACUCAACAUUGACUAUCCAGUAUUCUCCUCCCACAUCAGUUAUUCACCAAUCAAAUUUGUGAGCUAUAUGUCGAAACCAGAAUGUGAUAAGAAUCCCAAGAAUGCAGGUUGGGGAAUUUUGGGGAGAUAUAACUGAAGAUGAAAAGAAAAUAUUUUUUCCAAGAUCUGAAACAUUGACCUUGAAAUGAAUCUUAAUCCAAAUUGGAAAAUGGUUAUAGUAUUUACCAUUACAAACAGACUGGAGAUAAGGCAAUACAGUUGUUGUUUUUAUGUUUAUGGGGCCUCUUCAAUCACUACAUUCCUAUCGCCACCCCUAGACCCCUAUACAGUGUAGAAUCAGGAGCAGGUAUGAGGUUCAUGUGGUUCUUCCCUUCAUGUAUUUAGUCCCACAUGAGCUAUAAUUCGAAACAGCUAAUCUAUAAUAUGUCCUUUUAUCAUUCUGGCCUCCUCUAGUAUUCAGUUUGUGCUGACCUCCUUUUAAAACUGGGAAACCUUUAGAAACCCAUGAUAUGGGUCAAAAGAACUGUACACUUAUAAAGGAUGUCCUUUUCGCAAUGGCAUGCAUAUAAUAUCACAGCAGAAGAUUAGAAGUAGACAUGGUUUGACACCUCUUGCUUUCCUGGGUACACAGCUUGGAUUAUCAUAGCUCAUGAAUAAAUCAAUUUUGGCUGGGUUCUGAGUGAGGCAGUAAAGGUACAAAACACUCAUCCCUUUUAGGGUCAAAGGAAGGAGUUAAAAGCAAUACCUUUAUUAGGCCAACCAAAAUUAUCACACAAUAGUGUGCAAGACAUCAAGGUCUCCAGGAUUCCACAUUGUAUUAGCUGGUAAACAAAACACAUAGGGUAGGUGAACAAGUUGGGAAUGACUGUUUAUUUUAUAGUCUGAAAGUGAGGCUAUGAAAGAAAGUAGUACCAGACAUUCAGAUGUAAUGUUGUGGAUGGCAAAGGUACUACUAAUGAACUCUUCCUCUUUCUGGAGUCAAACAUAAGACCAAUUGUGGAUUGAUAGCACUUCUCAUUCUUAAUAGAUCUGUAAUACUGUAUAUACAUUCUACUUUUUUGUUUUAAAAAUAAAAAUGUUCUCUAGAUUUGAUAAUUUGUAUCAUUUCUGUUUCUGCUUUAUAUAAUAUCUGUUGUUUUGUCACAUUCUCUGUAAAGCUGUACAGACUAGGCAUGUUGACGGUAGUAAAUCUUGCAGAGUUUAAUGGGGCAUAUUCACUUGUAAUUGUGCUUAGAACUACAGACUAAAGUUUCUAAUGUGUCAACUAAAUUAUUUUCAGUGUUGUGUUCUGUACAAUAUAGAGAGAACUAUAUUAAUAAACCUUUGCA
This is a messenger RNA of Pogona vitticeps (central bearded dragon), 4917 nucleotides long. RefSeq names its product CRACD like (gene CRACDL). Lineage: Eukaryota; Metazoa; Chordata; Lepidosauria; Squamata; Agamidae. The record is from RefSeq and is a predicted model, not a curated record.